GGUAGGAGAGAGAGAAGAAAAGCCGUGCUUUCCAGUCUGGUCAAAUACCUAGGUCCUGAGGCCGCAUCUUCCAUCCACUAUGAAGAGAAAGAUUGGGCUAAGGAGGACUACAGCGGGGGCUGCCCUGUUAAUGUCAUGGCACCAGGUCUGCUAACAUAUUACCACCCUAGCCUGAGGAAGCCCUGUGGCAGGAUUCAUUGGGCAGGCACAGAGACAGCCACCCAGUGGUGUGGGUACAUGAGUGGUGCAGUACAAGCUGGUCAGCGAGCAGCUCUGGAAGUACUGGCUGAACUCUGCCCCAUGGUCCUGACCCAGGAGGAGCAGGAAACAGUGCAGCACGGCCAAACUGUCAAAAGUCCUGCCAAGCAAACACCAUCCAAGCUUAUGUACCUGUCUAGCUACAAGGCAAUGGUCAUAGCAUCUCUGACAAUAAGUGCUGCUCUUUUUCUGGCUCAGCAUCCAAAUGCUUUACUAAAAGUCACAAAUUACUUGACAAAUGUACUUUCAGCAACCAGGCAUAAUACAUCCUUAGUAUAACAGGUGCAUAUUGCACCGGUAUGGUUUUGAUUUAGACUGAAUGAACAAGUACAGUUUUUGCUAGUUUGUUCUGUCUACCCAUUUUUUUUUUCUUUUCUUUUUUUUGGCCACAUACUGCAUAUUUCAGAACAAUCUUAGAAAGUGAAAAUCAAUUAGAUAAAUUUUCACUGUAUUAUAUCAUAUUAAAUCCUAUUAGUAGUAAAUUGUGGCAUUACUUAAUAUGUUAUUUCAAAAUUACUAUAAAAUGAUUGAGAAUGUGCAUACUAAAUAUAAAGUGAUUUUUUAACCAGUUGAGGGAUGUUCCUUAUAGAGGACUGAUCCUGACAGAUUGAGAAAUAAAAACAGAAAUAAAUAAAUGCUCAAUAUAUAAAUAAGCAUGAUUAAAUGCACAAAAAAUAAAGUUAAUAAAUACAUUUAUGCAAUAAUUAAAUUA
Messenger RNA from Micropterus salmoides (largemouth bass), 970 nucleotides. RefSeq names its product amine oxidase [flavin-containing]-like. Gene Ontology annotation, molecular function: oxidoreductase activity. The record is from RefSeq and is a predicted model, not a curated record. The transcript is spliced from 3 exons. The annotation marks the transcript as partial. Lineage: Eukaryota; Metazoa; Chordata; Actinopteri; Centrarchiformes; Centrarchidae.